AUGAGGAAUGUCUCGAAUGUUGUACCCGCUGGCGCCGAGUUCUUUUCCAGCAGGCAGCACGUUGAAUCGGAGAUAAGAUGGCGGCGAAAGCUUCAUCGAGAAUUAGCACAAGCACAUUCCCUGCCGACGGAGAGGCCUCAAACUAGAGAUUCUGUCCGCUUCCGCAUCAAAGACUGCCCCGUCGCGACGGUUCCAAGCAAACCCUCUGCGCGGAGUAUACUCUCAUUCCAUCUCCCCCGAUAUUGCAACGGCACAGAAACCUCAAUGAUGAUGUCCAGCCUCGACAAGCCGGGGUGCGGUGGCUUCGUGAGAACCUGGACCGACAGCUGCGACACACAGCAAUUGCUUACCGACGGUGAGGUUUGA
This is a messenger RNA of Letharia columbiana, 366 nucleotides long. RefSeq lists its product as uncharacterized. The record is from RefSeq and is a predicted model, not a curated record. Bases 1 to 366 code for a protein of 121 amino acids. NCBI's taxonomy places the organism in Eukaryota, Fungi, Ascomycota, Lecanoromycetes, Lecanorales, Parmeliaceae. The transcript has 2 exons.